This is a messenger RNA of Cygnus olor (mute swan), 2729 nucleotides long. RefSeq names its product glucocorticoid modulatory element binding protein 1 (gene GMEB1). Gene Ontology annotation, molecular function: RNA polymerase II cis-regulatory region sequence-specific DNA binding; DNA-binding transcription activator activity, RNA polymerase II-specific. Gene Ontology annotation, cellular component: nucleus. The coding region runs from base 745 to 2436 and encodes 563 amino acids. Gene Ontology annotation, biological process: positive regulation of transcription by RNA polymerase II. NCBI's taxonomy places the organism in Eukaryota, Metazoa, Chordata, Aves, Anseriformes, Anatidae. The transcript has 10 exons. The record is from RefSeq and is a predicted model, not a curated record.
GAUGGGGACAGGGGCGAGGAGGUGGCCCCCAGGCCGGGGAGGUGCCCCCUGCACCACGUCCCAUGGGCAGCCUCGCUCCGGUUCUGGCCUCGCUCCGGUUCUGGCCUCGCUCCGGUUCUGAUCUUGCUCUGGUUCUGGUCUCACUCCGGUUCAGGCCUCGCUCCGGCCUCACUCCGGCCUCACCCCGCUCUCACUCCUGCUCUGGCCUCGCUCUGGUUCUGGCCUCGCUCUGGUCUCACUCUGGCUCCAGCCUCACCCCGCUCUCACUCUGGUUCUGGCCUCGCUCCGGCCUCGCUUGUCCCGCCGGCCUCCAACGGGUCCGUGCUCACCGCAGCCGCUUCCCCCAGGCGCCGCCUUCAGCCCCGGGCAGGAGCUGGACGGGGCUGGGGAGGCCGGCGGGGGCUCGGGGCGCUUUGUAGGGCUGCGAGGAUGAGCCUGGGCCGAGCGCCUGGCACCCGGGGCCGAAUCCAUCCCGGGGCCGAGCCCGUCCCAGGGCCAGGGCCGGGUCCAUCCCGGGGCCGAUUUCAUCCCGCGCUUUAGCGGACAGAACCACCUCUGUGCUCCCCUGCAUAGCCCUGUGAAACCAGCCCUAGGGGCACGGCGGUACCCGCACCGCUCACAGCAGCACUGCGCGCCCUCCGUGGCCCUGUGCCUCCAGCACGGCCGCUCUGCGGCUCGGGGGCUGCGGGAAGGAUCCGUCCCAGGCAGCGCCCCGGCACCCCGCCGCCGGGCUUCAUGUGAGAGAUGGCGAACGCCGAGGUGAGCGUCCCUGUGGGCGAUGUGGUGGUUGUACCAAGUGACGGCAACGAAGGGGAGAACCCGGAGGAUACCAAGACCCAAGUGAUCCUGCAGCUCCAGCCCGUGCAGCAGGGGAUUUACCAAGAGGGCUCGGAGGCCAGCGCCGCCGUGGUGGCCGUCGAAACGCACACCAUCCACAAGCUGGAAGAAGGGCUCGACCCCAGCACCAUUGAAACAAACGAGGAAAUCGAGAUCGCCUACCCCAUCACCUGCGGGGAGAGCAAAGCCAUCCUGCUCUGGAAGAAGUUUGUCUGUCCGGGAAUUAAUGUCAAGUGUGUGAAGUUCAAUGACCAGCUGAUCAGCCCGAAGCAUUUUGUUCACCUGGCUGGGAAGUCAACCCUAAAGGACUGGAAGAGAGCCAUUCGCCUCGGAGGAAUCAUGCUGAGGAAGAUGAUGGACUCGGGGCAAAUCGACUUCUACCAGCACGACAAAGUUUGCACCAACACCUGCCGGAGCACCAAGUUCGACCUGCUGAUCAGCAGCGCCCGAGCGCCGGUGCCGGGCCAGCAGAGCGUGGUGCAGACUCCCACCUCCGCUGACGGGAGCAUCACCCAGAUCGCGCUGUCGGAGGAGAGCAUGGAGGAGGGGAUCGAGUGGAACUCGGCGCUGACAGCUGCCGUCACCAUGGCCACUGAGGAAGGCAUGAAAAAGGACACAGACGAGAUCUCGGAGGACACGCUGAUGUUCUGGAAGGGAAUCGCUGACGUGGGGCUGAUGGAGGAGGUUGUGUGCAACAUCCAGAAGGAGAUAGAAGAAGUGCUGAGAGGCGUCCAGCAGAGGCUGGGCCAGUCUCCCUUCCAAAUGACAGAUGCCGCGGUCUUGAACAACGUUGCUCACACAUUUGGCCUGAUGGACACAGUCAAGAAGGUUCUGGACAACAGGAAAAACCAGACGGAGCAAGGAGAAGAGCAGUUCCUUUACGCGCUGGCAGACCUGGAGCGGCAGCUGGAGGAGCAGAAGAAACUCGCCAAGGACCAGAAGGCGAAGUCCCAAACCAUCCAGAACGUGGUGCUGAUGCCCGUCAGCGCCCCCAAACCCCCCAAGAGACCCCGGCUGCAGCGCCCGGCCUCCGCCACCGUCCUCAGCCCCUCCACCCCCAUCCAGCAGCCUCAGUUCACCGUCAUCUCGCCCAUCGCUAUCGCGCCCGUCGGACAGCAGUUCUCCGUGGGCAACAUCCCGGUGGCCACCAUUAGCCAAGGCUCCAGCCCGGUGACCGUCCACACCUUGCCGUCCGGCUCCCAGCUCUUCCGAUACGCCACCGUGGUGUCCUCGUCCAAGACCAGCUCCUCCGACACGGUGACCCUCCACCCGUCCUCCAGCCUGGCGCUGCUCAGCUCGGCGGCCAUGCAGGACAGCGGCGCCUUGGCCAACGUGGCGGCCGUGGUGAACCCCGUGGAACUGGUGGCCAUGGAGUCGGGCCUCACCUCCACCAUCCAAGCCGUGGAGGGCACCUCGGACGACGGGCAGACCAUCAUAGAGAUCGACCCGGCGCCGGACCCCGAGGCGGACGCGGACGAGGCGGAGGGCAAGGCGGUGAUCCUGGAGACGGAGCUGAGGACUGAGGAGAAGGUGGUGGGAGACGUGGAGGACCACCAGCACCAGGUCCAUAACGUGGAGAUUGUGGUCCUGGAGGACUAGCGGGGAAGGCGAGCGUCGGUUUGGGGAAGAGCUGGGAAUCCGUUUUCUUUUGGGCUUUUUGGUUAAGCAUCCUUACCGGCCACCCCAUUUGUUUCCAUGGAUAUUUGCAUUGUACUGUAUAUAAAAUAUAUAUAUAUAUAAUUUUUUUUUUUAAAACAAACAAACAAAAAAAGCUGGAGAAACACGCGAGACCUGGAAAAGGCUCCGUCUCCGUGGAGCACUGAACAAUCCUGCCUGUCUGCAGGGCCGAGGAGAGACUGGAUCUCUGCUGAACAACCCGGCCGGGAGGAACC